GGCGGGAGCGGCGGCGGCGCGGCGGGGCCGGAGUGGGGCCUGAGCAGAGACCGGGCCGGGAGCGAGCGGGGCCGGAGCGGUGACACAGCGGGGACAGGACGGUGACACAGCGGGGACAGAGCGGUGACCGAGCAGCCGCAGCCAUGUCGAUCAUGUCCUACAACGGCGGGGCCGUCAUGGCCAUGAGGGGCCGGGGCUGCGUGGCCAUCGCCGCGGACCGGCGCUUCGGCGUGCAGGCGCAGACCGUGACCACCGACUUCCAGAAGAUCUUCCCCAUGGGCCAGAGGCUCUACAUCGGCCUGGCCGGGCUGGCCACGGACGUGCAGACCGUGGCCCAGAGGCUGAAGUUUAGGCUGAACCUCUACGAGCUGAAGGAAGGGAGGCAGAUCAAGCCCCAGACCUUCAUGAGCAUGGUGUCCAACCUGCUCUACGAGAGGAGGUUUGGUCCCUACUACACGGAGCCGGUGAUCGCGGGGCUGGACCCGCUCAGCCAUGAGCCCUUCAUCUGCUCCCUGGACCUCAUCGGCUGCCCCAUGGUCACCGACGACUUCGUGGUCAGUGGCACCUGCUCCGAGCAGAUGUACGGGAUGUGCGAGUCCCUCUGGGAGCCCGACAUGGAACCUGAGCACCUCUUCGAGACCAUCUCGCAGGCCAUGCUCAAUGCCGUGGACAGAGACGCCAUCUCUGGGAUGGGCGUGGUGGUACACGUCAUAGAGAAAGACAAGAUCACCACCAGGACCCUGAAGGCUCGGAUGGAUUAGCCCAGCCCAGCUGCUCUGUGCCCCUCGGGACUUUUUAAAAUAAAACUGCCCUGAACUUC
Molecule: messenger RNA, 820 nt
Organism: Pyrgilauda ruficollis (rufous-necked snowfinch)
Lineage: Eukaryota; Metazoa; Chordata; Aves; Passeriformes; Passeridae
Gene: PSMB3
Product: proteasome 20S subunit beta 3
Exons: 6
Coding region: 144-761 (205 amino acids)
Biological process (GO): proteasome-mediated ubiquitin-dependent protein catabolic process
Cellular component (GO): proteasome core complex, beta-subunit complex; proteasome core complex
Source: RefSeq, a predicted model, not a curated record